Molecule: messenger RNA, 3654 nt
Organism: Physcomitrium patens
Lineage: Eukaryota; Viridiplantae; Streptophyta; Bryopsida; Funariales; Funariaceae
Product: eukaryotic translation initiation factor 3 subunit B
Biological process (GO): translational initiation
Cellular component (GO): eukaryotic translation initiation factor 3 complex
Molecular function (GO): RNA binding; translation initiation factor activity; translation initiation factor binding
Source: RefSeq, a predicted model, not a curated record
CGGAGCAUUUGACUUGCCUCGUCGCCAUCGCUGCGCACAUCUCACUCAUCUUUGCUCACCAUAGCUUCCGAUUUGUUAAUGCGACUGCCGCAGCUGGAUUCUGGAUGUGAUAUCGGCUUUUUUGAGUGGCGAGUCGCCGCAUUUGGUGCUCUCAGUUGUGGUUGCGGUCCUUUGAAGUGUACGUGGUUGCUUCGCGGCAGAUUGAUGAGCAUCGAGGGGCGGAGAGUAUAUUGUUGCGGGUCCCUGGUGAUGCGUUGCGCAGCAAUAGGGUGGUGAAGAAGUUGUACGUUCUGAGUCAGGGUUUCUGAGAGGAGGUGCAAGCAUGGCGGACGUUGAAGAGGCGCCGCACAGUAUGGUGCCGCCGGGGACGGCAGUUGAAGAGGAACAGCCUCGAAUCCAGUUGAAUAUCGAUUGGGGCAACGUAGACUUGGACUCCAUUGUUCUGCCCCCUGGAGAUGACAUGGGUAUCAAGAGCGAUGAUGAAGAAGAAGAAGAAGAGACUCUUGAAACCGAUACAGGUUUCGGCAACGUCAUCAUUGUCGAUAACUUGCCUGUUGUGGCUUCUGAGAAAUAUGAGAAGCUUGAGGGUGUCAUUCGCAAGAUUUUUGGACAAAUCGGUGUUAUCACUCCUAACGGACUUCUGAUGCCGAGAGAUGAGAGUGGGAAGACCAAGGGUUAUGCCUUUAUUGAGUACAGCACUCCCCAGGAAGCACAGACAGCGCGUGAGCAAACAAACGGUUACAAGCUCGACAGAUCUCACGUCUUUGUUGUCAAUAUGUUUGACGAUUACGAUAAGUAUAUGAAAGUGCCCGAUGAGUGGAACUCCCCGGAAAUUAAGCCAUACACUCCCGGCGAAAACCUUGUUGCCUGGCUCACAGAUGACCGGGGCCGGGAUCAGUUUGUUAUUCGUUUUGGAUCCGAGACAGAGGUUUACUGGAACAACGCUAGCCAGGGGAAGCCUGACCCAGUGUAUCAUCGCACUUUCUGGACAGAGAGCUUCGUGCAGUGGUCGCCGUUGGGAACCUAUCUGGCCACCAUUCACAGGCAGGGAGCUGCUGUGUGGGGAGGCGAGAAAUCUUUCAAUCGUCUCAUGCGUUACAUUCAUCCCCAGGUGAAGUUGAUCGAUUUCUCUCCAGGAGAAAAGUUUAUGGUGACGUACAGCAGCCAUGAGCCCAGCAGUCAUAGAGAUACGCAGAGGGUCACUUUGAUGGUUUUCGAUGUUAGGAGUGGCAAGGUUCUGCGCGAGUUCAAGGGCAGUGCUGACGACUUCGCUACUGGUGGAACUGGCGGUAUCGCUGGAGUUUCAUGGCCUGUGUUCCAAUGGGCAGGUGGGCGUGACGAUAAGUACUUCGCACGAAUUGGCAAAAAUGCUAUUAGCGUGUACGAGACUGAUACCAUGGGUCUGUUGGAUAAGAAAUCGUUGAAGGUGGAGAAUGUAGUUGACUUCUGCUGGUCUCCAACCGACCCCUUGCUGUCUCUCUUCGUUCCCGAAGGUGGUGGUGGUAACCAGCCCGCCAGGGUGAGUCUUGUGUCUAUUCCCAGCAGAGAAGAGUUGCGUCAAAAGAACCUUUUCAGCGUGAGUGACUGCAAAAUGUAUUGGCAAAGCAACGGUGAGUACUUAGCUGUGAAGGUCGACCGUUACACCAAGACCAAGAAGAGUACCUAUACUGGGUUUGAGCUUUUCCGUGUGAAGGAACGCGACAUUCCUAUUGAGGUUCUGGAACUCGAAAAUAAGAACGAUAAGAUUAUAGCAUUUGCAUGGGAGCCAAAAGGUCACCGUUUUGCGAUUAUCCAUGGUGAUAGUCCUCGACCAGACAUUUCUUUCUACUCCAUGAAGGGACGUGUGACCAAGCUUACUACCCUCAAGGGUAGACAAGCCAAUGCCCUGUACUGGUCUCCACUUGGACGCUUCAUCAUUCUUGCAGGUCUCAAGGCUUACAACGGUCAGCUUGAGUUUUACAAUGUGGAUGAUUUGGAGACAAUGGCAACAGCUGAGCACUUCAUGGCUACAGACGUCGAUUGGGAUCCUACCGGCAGGUUCUGUUCAACAUCAGUAACAUCUGUUCACCAGAUGGAGAACGGUUUCAAUAUCUGGUCAUUCCAAGGAAAAUUGUUGUACCGCCUCCCUAGGGACAGGUUUUUCCAGUUUUUGUGGCGUCCAAGACCCCCCACACUUCUUACUCCCGAGGAUGAGGCUGAGAUUGCCAAGAACCUGCGCAAGUACAGCAAGAAGUACGAGGCUGACGAUCUGGCAAGAUCCCUGGAGGGUACCGAAAGGGACACCGAGAAUCGUCGCAAACUGGUUGACGAGUGGAAGUCCUGGGUGGCCCAAUGGAAGGCAGCACAAGAGGAGGAGAAAGAGGAGCGUUACAUCCUUCGUGACGGUGUACCAAGUGACACGGAGGAAGACUACGAAGCGGAGGAAGUCGAAGUAGAAGAGAUCAUUAACAUAGAGGAGGAAGUCGUUGCUUUCGGGUUUGAUAAUCAGGACUGACUUAGCGUACAACUGCAGAACAGAAGCAGGAGCCUGAAAACAAGAACUUGAGCUGAAAUUGUAGCCAAACUUCGGUUCAUUUACACGCGAAAAUGAGUACAAAUCUGAGAUGAAAAUCCAAGAAAUCCUCCUACACUGAGUCUAAUUCCCCGUGGAUCCAGUGUGGGUGUUGCUCCAGUGGCAGUUUUGCGUCAACAUCACUCCAGCAUGAGGCCUGGUGUGCUUUUUACUUAUGGACAUUCAGAGGGGAUCGGCCUGCUGCGCUACAGUAUCGCUGACAGGGGCCGUUCGCUGAUCAGAGACAGCCUUGUCUUCGCGGGCUUUGGCGAUAGCCUCCGUCUGCGCCUCCUUGCUGAGAGGGUGAAGCAGGACUUUCCCUACCGCUCGAGCAUUAUAAGCAGCAUGGUCUAUCACCUUUCGAGCCUCCGAAGUAGGGCUCACCGCCUUCUCUGGCACCUUCGAAUUGUGAUCGUUAUCACCUGUGCCCUCCAUUCCUUCCUACCCAGAUAACCCUAAACUCUCCUCAACUUCUCGCUCAACCCCUCUAACGUUUCUUCCAAUUCGCCCUAGACCUGGACUACACGUUGAAAUCGACAACAUGAAUCGACCCAAUUAGCCCAAAAUGCAAUUAAAACGUGCACGACUCCAAUCGACCACUCCUGAAUAGGCGACACAAUUCGAUCUGAGGGAGCCCACAUCAAACACCAUCACGCUGUGCCGAUGGCACAAAGAAACGCCGAGGUACACCUGGCGCUCAAAACUGGAGGCCAGGUAACAUCCAAGUGUGGUUCACCCAGUUUUGACUGCCAAGUGUUGUUCACCUAGUUCUUCUUCCCACCCCAUUUUUGGUAACACACUUUUUACUUGGUUCCCACAAUUCCAUGGAUUGUGGAGUAUAUGGGUACAAAUUAGAAACAAUUAAAGGUCAACAUUCAGACUUGGCUUUCGAAAUCAUUCGCUUACAUUGACAUAGUGAAAUUCCGUUGUUGAGGUUAGGCUACUAGACCGAAAAAACAAAACAAAAAACAAUGUUUAAAUAAAUGGAUGUGGGUGUAGAAGAGCAACUUGGAAAGGACUAUAUUGUUUUUUGUGAACACACUAUGCUUUCUACAUGAUGUAAUAAAAGAACGUGUAGAGCAGAAUAAGUACUUCAAAGUUAA